This is a messenger RNA of Huiozyma naganishii CBS 8797, 2022 nucleotides long. RefSeq names its product Rup1p (gene RUP1). Gene Ontology annotation, biological process: protein deubiquitination. Bases 1 to 2022 code for a protein of 673 amino acids. The transcript has a single exon. The record is from RefSeq and is a predicted model, not a curated record. Gene Ontology annotation, cellular component: nucleus; cytosol. Lineage: Eukaryota; Fungi; Ascomycota; Saccharomycetes; Saccharomycetales; Saccharomycetaceae. Gene Ontology annotation, molecular function: protein binding.
AUGGGUGAGGAACAGGACGCAGUUGCGUCUCUGGGGGAGAUGGGCAUCCCUGAGGAUGUGGCGCUGGACGCGCUGCGGCGGGCGAAUGGGAAUCUUAGUGCUGCUGUUAAUUAUAUAUUCUCGAACGAUAUGCCGGCAGGCGAGCAUGUGGAACUGCCGCAGCCAAGGGAGAGCUCGGACUUGAAACCGGGGGAUUUGGACCAGGUUCUCAGAGAAUCUCAGCGGACGGGUCCUCAACUGAACCAGUUGGUGCAACUCGAUUCACACCCAGCUGCGGACACAAAUGACGAAGACACAGGCGGCAAUAUUUACCUCGAUGAGGACGAUAACAUCGAAGUGGGCUCAGUGCAGUUGAAUGAAGUGUCGCCCGCGACCUCCAUUCCCCCGAAUAGCGAUAUAGGCUCGUCGCCGGACGACGGUACGGGUGACCCACCAGAGUACGGGGGUUGUAAAGUACCCGCUGCAGAAGAGGGAGCUGAACGACCCGACAGUGGUGCUGCCCCUGCCGCCGAACGCUAUGCUACAAACUACCUUGUGCUGUUCGCGUUUGCAGUGGCCACGUACGCUCCCCUACAGUUUGUGCAACAGGACUUCAAGAACUUGAAUUACGACGCUGAAUGGUACGCGGGCGAUGCCAUCCAGCAACCUCUGUGCAUUGUCUCCGAUGUGGGUGCAGACGGUGGCUCCAGACAGAUUGUGCCCGAGGAGGAGGUCACCAGCGAUACGCCCGUACAACCGGAGAUGCUCUGGCAGUUGCAACGGGUGAUAUCCGUGUGCCAUUCAAAGUUAUCUGAACGCUCAUAUGUCUCCGCGAAAGUGUUCACGAAGGUGUUCGACACGGAGGUAGAGAGUUGCAUCCGCGACAGCGACCAUCUGUACGAGGCACUACCGAGCUUCAUCAAAUCGAUAAUAAGAGACGCGGAAAUGUGCCCUGCACAGCACUCCAACACUGACGUCAAAUCCAUGUUCCUGUCGAGCGCAAUCCAAGACGCAGAGCAAGGCGCGGAACCAGAGGAGACGUUUCUCUUCCUGUUCCACUUCCCACCAGAGGAGUACAAUGCAAACUUGUACAAGAUGUUCAACGCACUGCUGUAUCCGGAGGAUGACACCAUCGACGACAACAGCAGCGACACGGACAGCAGCAACGACACGGACGUGCAAGUGGAGGGAUCCCUGAAGGAGCUUGCGCCUCUCUUGACCAUAAUAUUCAACGAGGCGGACCCGGGACAACUCUCAGCGGGCGCACAAGACACGUGUAUCAACUCGCCUCAGGGGGUUGAAGUCCCAUUUAGCUUCUACCCGCAACUAUACACGAGGGAGGUCAAGGAGCAGGUGGUCAAACCCAUACUGCGGCAACGGAAGGCCGCACGUGCAGAGUUGAGACAAUGUCUCGCGCGGAUGAACCAGCUCAAGAGCUACGAGGGGAAGGGAUGUUGCGCUUUUCUUGAACAGUACGCUGAAGUACUUGCAGGCAGACCUUGCGUCAGCGCAGUCCGAUCUAGAACGAAGAAUGAGAUGAAAGAGGUUAUACAGAAAGUGACCAGUAUCAAGUUGCAACUGAAUGAAGAAAGGGCCAAAUUGAAGAAACAGUACGUCGACCUCUCAAACAAGCUUCAAAACGAGUGGAACAUUUCCAACCCGGAACGCAAAGUGAUUGGCGAGGCCAAGAGACUGGGACUACUGGACAAACCGCACCUUCUCUCCAUGGUCGUACUCUCCCCGUACUUCUACCUCAUGAGGGAUUCGUCUGGCGGGUCAGAUUGGACCCUGGUCCAAAGCAACUCUUACGGCACCGAUGGACUCAUCACCAAACAUGUUACGGAGGAGAAAGUGCAGCAGUACAUACGAGACUGCACCAAGACUGCGAAUGACAACCCACUCAUGUUCAUUUACUGCCGGGAGGACUUCUUCGUGUCCCAGGAGGAGACGUGGUCUGCUAUCGAGAAAAACAUGGGAUGUAGCGAAUUCAACAAGGCGGAUCAACUGUACUUGCUGACACACAGAGAGGACAGGAACGAGUAA